GUAAAUUUAAUCUCAAUUCAUUGUGCAUUUAAUAUUGAAUAAUUAAAUACAAAAAGUAUUAUACGAAAAAGAAGAUGUUUUAUAACAUAUUAUUACAUUUAAUACUAAUAUUCUACGUUUGGAAUUCGAAUAAUUUCGUAGAUGCCGAAAUCGAUUUAAUUGUACCCUGGGAGUCCGAGAGAAGCCAAAUGAGUCAUUUACUACAAGACUUUUUAGGCUAAGUGCUACAAAAUAUGCAACGUCCCAAUGUGUGACUUUCAUAAAGUUUUCUCUGUUUUUAAAAAUGUAUUUUCGACGUGAUUUAGAUUCUAAAUCUCAUGAUUAUAUUCAACAUUUUAAAAGUAAAAUUUAUUUAUAUGGCAGUGAUUUGAUGCCUGAAUAUAUUCUUGCUUGUGAUGAAUUCCCAACCUUGGAUUUUACUCGUUUCGAGAGUCAACUAGAGGCGCUGAAAACUGGUAAUGAAUUACUUAAAAUAAGGAUGGAUAAACAAGAUGAGUUUUUGCUACGUUUGGAGGAAAAAAUCGAAAAGAGCACACAAAGCAUAGAAAUUAGAAUACAGACACAAAGCAAGGAAUAUUUCGAUAUAUUAAAUGAUUUAAUUGGAAAACAAAAUCAACUGAUUGAAACACAAUUUCAAGAGAUACUUGCCAAUGAUAAAAUCCAAAUGAUAAGUGACAUCAAGGAAAUAGUUAAAGGUCAUGAUGUUCUCUUAGGAGUAUUAAAUGAGAAACUAAAUAAUAUGGAAAAUAUAUUAAACAAAAAUAUUUCGAAACUCAACAGUUGAGUAAUAGUGUUUCUAAAAAUUUAACAAAAUUAGAAAUUAUCGAUGCGAAAUUAACAGAUAUUAUAACUACAGCAGCAACUAAAGCGGAUCACCAGGAACUUAAUCAAUACAUACACACACAUUUCAAUA
Molecule: messenger RNA, 913 nt
Organism: Lucilia sericata (common green bottle fly)
Lineage: Eukaryota; Metazoa; Arthropoda; Insecta; Diptera; Calliphoridae
Exons: 4
Coding region: 284-784 (166 amino acids)
Source: RefSeq, a predicted model, not a curated record